UUCAGAUCACUGUAAACUUGAAACCUUAACGAAAGUAUCGUACUUCAACGCUGUCAGUCCAUAAAAGAGAGAUCAGCGAGCGCUGACUGUCAUAUGUUUCGAAAGGUCACUGAAGCGUGAACUAACAUAGUUGAGCUUUGAAAUCGAUUAUUAGGUCCAACAAAAAGAAUGUUCUCCAAGCUGAGCCCGAGUUUUGCUCGAAAAGCUGGACACCAACAGCUUACAGGGAGCGACGCGGACGAGAAGGAUCGCAUUAUUGCCGGGGUUCAAUACAGUGUGCGCUACAUUGGUUCUACAGAAGUCGCUGGAGCGAACGGUACAGGCAGCGGAAAGACUGAAAAACCCGUCGCGAAAAUCUUCGAGCAGCAAAGCAAGAAAAACGAUGGCAAAACGCAGAAGAAAAUGGUCUUAACGCUGUGCUCUAAAAGCCUCAGCGUUAGCGAGGAGGCGUGUGGCAAGCUGGUCGCAAAUUUCCCCAUCUCCAAGAUAACGUUUUGUAACAUCGACAGCUUUUAUGAGAAGGCCUUUGUGUUUGUCGCACGAGACAGGCCGGAGAGUGCCUUCAAAGCAUUUGUCUUCACGUGCGAGAACAAGGCCAAGGCAAGAGAACUUUUCAAGGCGCUAUCGUUGGCUUUCAUGAUCAACUACGAAAGCUACCAAGCGUCUUUGAUACGCGGUGCGCCUACUAGCGGGUUGCCGGCCGUGGAAAGCAAAGAAACGUGUUUCGACGGAAUGGCGGGCGAAACCGCAACUGAUCCGCAAGUCUCAGAUGAGAACAGUGAACAAUUGCACCUCAAUGUAGUGUCACUCUCGCCUAAAUAUCCUUACGUGGCUGUUUCAAAUGGUUCACAACCUCCCCAAGAGACCAAAACCCCGAAGCCACUGGAACCCAUGCAGAAUAAAAAUCUGCUUCGAGUAAUCGCGGAUUGUCGCUUGAGAAGUGCCUCAGAUCUACCACCUUUUGCGGGCAGAACGAGUGCUUCAGCCAUCACUAGCUUGCCAGAGAACCGUCCGUCUUUACUGAAUCCUGUGUCGCUCAAGAUUGGCGAUGAAAUGGAAGAGGAGUUUACUGAAUUUGCUGAACUCAGGUCCAAAUGUCGAUCAAGUUCCGCGCUAACAGUGAGGAACCACCCCGGAAGUCUUUCCCAAGGUGUCCACCUCUUCGACAGCGCGCCAAAUGUAUGGGGAAGUUUCCAGAACCACACAUGCUUGCCAAUUCACUGAACUGUUGAACUGAACAACCUUGUUCGACGUGGUUAUUUAGGAUGCUUCGUGUUAACGGUAUAUUUAAUGUAAAGGUAUUUUAUAAGACAACGGUAAGCGGCGAAUUUCCCACGCGAUAGAAUGUAAACAGAGAACAAUGGCUAAUUAGUGGUAUCUUUCAAACUCAUAAGGUUUGAGUGGAAUGUACGCAGCUAAAAGAAAGCCGAUUAAAACGCGUAUCAGUGCGUUCAUUGAAGCGAUAAAUAUGCGUGCAUCUCGUGGUAUGUGUGAAUAAAUGAGCGAAAAUUAAUUUAACAAGAACGGUGUGAAAAAA
Orbicella faveolata is the source of this 1537-nucleotide messenger RNA. Its product is annotated as low density lipoprotein receptor adapter protein 1-like. The record is from RefSeq and is a predicted model, not a curated record. NCBI's taxonomy places the organism in Eukaryota, Metazoa, Cnidaria, Anthozoa, Scleractinia, Merulinidae.